AUGGAGAUGUCACUGCAGCAGCGGUGGGCGCGCUUCGCUGAGGAGGAUCUGGGCACCUUCGUCACUUGCUCGGCGCUCUUCACUGCCUUCCAGACGGGCAAGGAGCUCCAUGCUAUCAAAGACAAACUACUGCCUACCGGCCAACGUGUGGCCCUCGCGAUGCGCCGCACAGGUCCUAAGGUGCCGCUGCUUGUGUGUUCUGCCGCCGUUGGCAUUGCCGGCAUGAAACUAUCGAUCGCUGCUGUGUCGCACUACCGCCAGGACUUCUCACGGGACAACGUGCUCAUGGCUUUGCCAGUCUGUGGAGCUCUACUCAACGUGCACCGCGGCUCCCGUGCCAUGGCCAAGGGUGCUCUUGGACUCGCUGCUCUCGGCUACGGAGCUGAUUACGUCUUCAGCAUCUAUCAUCGCUUGAAAUUCGAGGACGCAAUGCGCCAGCACGAAGAAGAGCAGGCGCUACUGAGCUACCAAGCAUCAACCCGCUUUGAGCAAUGA
Molecule: messenger RNA, 495 nt
Organism: Phytophthora nicotianae INRA-310
Lineage: Eukaryota; Oomycota; Peronosporomycetes; Peronosporales; Peronosporaceae
Exons: 1
Coding region: 1-495 (164 amino acids)
Source: RefSeq, a predicted model, not a curated record